CCCAAACGCCGCGCGGUGGCCCCGCCCCCGGAGCCCCGGCAGGACCGAGAGCUUGUCCCCCGCGGCGCCCCAGUGACGAAGCCCAUCCCUGGGUGCGUGGGGCGGGGAGGGAGGGCAGGCUGAGGAUUUCUCUUGCCGGUAGCGGAUCCGGGACGCGCCGCCAGCAACAGAGAUAUAGACUGGCAGUUUCGGAUCCAAGGACGGUGAUGGCAAAGCUUACUCGGGCUGCCUGUCAAAUCAGACCUGUCACGGAAUAAAUCCCGCUGCCUGCUGUGAAGCCCCUGCUCACUGCAAACUUAGCGAACAGGGUAAUCCGUGUCUGGAUAUGCAGAGAUCUGAUUUCAAAGGCUGGGUGCCCCCCCGGAGCGCCUCUCCCGCGGGUCGGAGCCCGCAGGUGCAGUGAGGUGCGCGCGGGUGCCGGCGUCCCCAAAGCCGCCUCGCCCCGGGGGAGGGAUCCGGGCGCCCAGCGGGGUCUGGCUGCCACGCACCGGCGGCGGCGGCUUCUAGGCAGCGGCUGAUGAUGGUGGCGGCCGGCGUGCUGGGCUGUGCCUGUGCGUCGCCGCGGAAAUCAGCGCCGGGCGCUGCACCCUGAGCCUUUGCAGGUCCGCCGCAGCCAGAACCUGGGAGAGGACAGAGCCGGCGCGCAGGGGCCGCGGACCUGCGCGCGGGAACCCGGGGGGCGCGCGGGGUCGGCUUAUCAUGGCGGAUCGGACAGCUCCCAGCUGCCAGCUGCGGCUGGAGUGGGUGUACGGGUACCGGGGUCACCAGUGCCGCAACAACCUGUACUACACCGCCGGCAAGGAGGUGGUCUACUUUGUAGCUGGGGUCGGGGUGGUGUACAACACCCGUGAACACAGCCAAAAAUUCUUCUUGGGACACAACGACGACAUUAUCAGCCUUGCCUUACACCCAGAUAAAACUCUGAUUGCAACUGGCCAAGUUGGGAAGGAGCCAUAUAUAUGCAUAUGGGAUUCCUAUAAUGUCCAGACUGUGUCUAUUCUUAAAGAUGUCCAUACCCAUGGAGUUGCGUGCCUGGCUUUCGACUCAGAUGGACAGCGUUUAGCCUCUGUAGGAUUGGAUGCCAAAAAUACAGUCUGUAUUUGGGACUGGAGGAAGGGAAAACUUCUGGCCUCAGCCACAGGCCAUUCUGACCGGAUUUUUGAUAUUUCCUGGGAUCCAUAUCAGCCAAAUAGAGUGGUGAGCUGUGGAGUAAAACAUAUAAAGUUUUGGACACUAUGUGGAAAUGCCCUGACUGCAAAAAGAGGAAUAUUUGGCAAAACAGGAGAUCUUCAGACCAUCCUUUGCCUUGCAUGUGCCAAAGAAGACAUCACCUAUUCUGGUGCUUUAAAUGGCGACAUCUAUGUCUGGAAAGGGCUCAACUUAGUCCGCACUAUUCAAGGAGCACAUAGUGCUGGAAUCUUUAGCAUGUAUGCUUGUGAAGAAGGCUUUGCCACUGGUGGGCGAGAUGGUUGUAUACGAUUAUGGGAUACUGAUUUCAAACCAAUAACCAAAAUUGAUCUCAGGGAGACAGAACAAGGAUAUAAAGGCCUCUCCAUCCGGAGCGUGUGCUGGAAAGCAGACCGCCUUCUAGCAGGGACCCAGGACAGUGAGAUAUUUGAAGUGAUCGUGCGAGAGCGGGAUAAGCCGAUGCUGAUCCUGCAGGGCCACUGUGAGGGGGAGCUCUGGGCUCUGGCUUUGCACCCCAAGAAGCCCCUGGCUGUGACAGGCAGUGACGACCGCUCUGUCAGGCUGUGGAGUCUGGCUGACCAUGCCUUGAUCGCUCGCUGUAACAUGGAAGAAGCAGUUCGCAGUGUCUCCUUCAGCCCCGAUGGGUCUCAGUUGGCCCUGGGUAUGAAGGAUGGCUCUUUCAUCGUUCUCCGAGUCAGAGAUAUGACAGAAGUGGUUCAUAUCAAAGAUAGAAAAGAAGUCAUUCAUGAAAUGAAAUUCUCUCCAGACGGUUCUUACCUUGCAGUAGGAUCCAAUGAUGGCCCCGUAGAUGUCUACGCUGUCGCCCAGCGGUAUAAGAAAAUAGGCGAAUGCAACAAGUCCCUCAGUUUCAUUACGCACAUCGACUGGUCUUUGGAUAGUAAAUACUUACAAACUAAUGAUGGUGCAGGAGAACGACUGUUCUACAAAAUGCCAUCUGGGAAGCCUUUAACAAGUAAGGAAGAAAUCAAAGGGAUUCCCUGGGCCUCCUGGACCUGUGUGAAAGGCCCUGAAGUGAAUGGAAUUUGGCCCAAAUACUCUGAGGUUAUUGACAUCAACUCAGUAGAUGCAAAUUAUAACAGCUCAGUGCUAGUGUCCGGAGAUGAUUUUGGACUGGUCAAAUUGUUUAAAUUUCCUUGUCUCAAAAAAGGAGCCAAAUUUAGAAAGUAUGUUGGCCAUUCUGCACAUGUCACAAACGUUCGCUGGUCCCAUGACUUCCAGUGGGUGUUAAGCACAGGAGGAGCUGACCAUUCCGUUUUUCAGUGGAGGUUUAUUCCGGAAGGUGUCAGUGACAGCAUACUGGAAACCACACCCCAGGAAGGUGGCACAGAUUCCUACAGUGAAGAAUCUGACUCAGAUUUGUCUGAUGUUCCUGAACUGGACUCUGAUAUCGAGCAAGAAACUCAAAUCAAUUACGAUCGUCAGGUUUACAAAGAAGAUCUACCUCAGCUAAAGCAACAAAGUAAAGAGAAAACCCAUGCAGUGCCCUUCCUCAAGCGGGACAAGGCUCCUGAGGACAGCUUGAAACUCCAGUUCAUUCACGGUUAUAGAGGCUACGACUGUAGGAACAACCUGUUCUACACACAAGCUGGAGAAGUGGUGUACCACAUUGCUGCAGUUGCUGUUGUGUACAACAGGCAACAACACACCCAGAGGCUGUACCUGGGGCACGAUGAUGACAUUCUCAGCCUGACCAUCCAUCCAGUGAAAGACUACGUGGCCACUGGGCAGGUUGGACGAGAUGCUGCUAUUCAUGUGUGGGAUACACAAACCCUAAAAUGUUUGUCGCUAUUGAAAGGACAACAUCAGAGAGGCGUAUGUGCUCUCGAUUUUUCAGCUGAUGGAAAAUGUCUGGUGUCAGUUGGUUUAGACGAUUUUCACAGUAUUGUAUUUUGGGACUGGAAAAAGGGAGAAAAGAUAGCCACGACAAGAGGACAUAAAGAUAAGAUAUUUGUGGUAAAAUGUAAUCCACACCAUGUUGACAAGCUGGUUACAGUUGGGAUUAAGCAUAUCAAAUUCUGGCAACAAGCAGGUGGGGGCUUCAUCUCUAAAAGAGGAAUUUUUGGAAGUGCUGGGAAACUAGAAACAAUGAUGUGUGUUUCUUAUGGGAGAAUGGAAGAUCUAGUGUUCUCAGGAGCAGCUACUGGGGACAUUUUUAUCUGGAAGGAUGUUCUACUACUGAAGACAGUGAAAGCUCAUGAUGGGCCUGUGUUUGCUAUGUAUGCAUUGGAUAAGGGCUUUGUAACAGGUGGAAAGGACGGAAUUGUGGAGCUCUGGGAUGAUAUGUUUGAAAGAUGCUUGAAGACUUACGCCAUCAAAAGGGCAGCAUUGUCAACUAGCUCAAAAGGUCUGCUUUUGGAAGAUAACCCUUCAAUUCGUGCCAUCACUCUGGGGCAUGGACAUAUCCUGGUGGGGACAAAAAAUGGGGAGAUUCUAGAAAUUGAUAAGAGUGGCCCAAUGACACUGCUUGUUCAGGGACACAUGGAAGGAGAAGUGUGGGGACUGGCCGCACACCCUCUCCUGCCCAUCUGCGCAACAGUGAGCGAUGAUAAGACACUAAGGAUCUGGGAAUUGUCCUCCCAGCACCGUAUGCUGGCAGUACGGAAACUCAAAAAAGGAGGAAGAUGCUGUGCCUUCUCCCCUGAUGGGAAAGCCUUGGCAGUCGGCCUGAAUGAUGGAGGUUUCUUGGUGGUAAAUGCUGACACAGUAGAAGAUAUGGUCUCCUUCCAUCACAGAAAAGAAAUGAUCUCUGAUAUUAAAUUUUCAAAAGAUACAGGAAAGUAUCUCGCUGUGGCAUCCCAUGAUAACUUUGUGGAUAUUUACAAUGUACUUACAAGCAAGAGGGUUGGCAUCUGUAAAGGAGCUUCUAGUUACAUCACACAUAUUGACUGGGACUCUAGAGGAAAAUUGUUGCAAGUUAAUUCGGGUGCCAAAGAACAACUUUUUUUUGAAGCUCCAAGAGGCAAGAGGCGGAUAAUCAGGCCUUCGGAGAUUGAGAAGAUAGAAUGGGACACAUGGACCUGUGUCCUGGGGCCUACCUGUGAGGGAAUCUGGCCAGCUCACAGCGACGUGACUGACGUCAAUGCUGCCAGUCUUACCAAAGACCACUCCCUCCUAGCCACCGGGGAUGAUUUUGGUUUUGUUAAGCUUUUUUCAUACCCUGUCAAGGGACAGCAUGCAAGAUUCAAGAAGUAUGUGGGGCACAGCGCACAUGUCACCAACGUGAGGUGGCUGCACAAUGACUCGGUGUUGCUCACAGUAGGAGGCGCUGACACAGCCUUGAUGAUCUGGACCAGAGAAUUUGUGGGGACCCAAGAGAGCAAGCUGGUGGAUAGUGAGGAGUCAGAUACAGAUGCAGAAGAGGAUGGAGGUUAUGACAGUGACGUUGCUAGAGAGAAGGCCAUUGACUACACCACAAAGAUCUAUGCUGUGAGCAUCAGGGAAAUGGAAGGCACCAAACCACACCAGCAGUUAAAAGAAGUGUCCAUGGAAGAAAGGGGAUCAAGACCACCUGUUAGCCGAGCAGCUCCCCAGCCUGAGAAACUCCAGAAGAAUAAUAUCACCAAAAAAAAGAAACUGGUUGAGGAGCUGGCUCUGGACCAUGUGUUUGGCUACAGAGGAUUUGAUUGCCGUAACAACCUGCAUUACCUUAACGAUGGUGCCGACAUCAUUUUUCACACUGCGGCCGCAGGCGUGGUGCAGAACCUUUCCACAGGAAGCCAGAGCUUCUACCUGGAGCACACAGAUGACAUCCUCUGCCUCACAGUGAACCAGCACCCCAAAUACAGAAAUGUGGUGGCCACCAGCCAGAUAGGAACAACACCUUCAAUCCACAUCUGGGACGCCAUGACCAAACACACCCUCUCCAUGCUGAGGUGCUUCCACUCCAAGGGGGUGAAUUACAUCAACUUCAGUGCCACUGGGAAGCUCCUGGUGUCCGUGGGUGUGGACCCUGAGCACACCAUCACUGUCUGGCGAUGGCAGGAAGGUGCCAAGAUUGCCAGCCGAGGGGGUCACCUGGAGCGUAUAUUUGUGGUGGAAUUUCGCCCCGACUCAGACACACAGUUUGUAUCCGUCGGGGUCAAACACAUGAAGUUCUGGACCCUGGCAGGCAGUGCCCUGCUGUACAAGAAAGGGGUCAUCGGGUCCAUGGAAGGGGCCAAGAUGCAGACGAUGCUGUCCGUGGCUUUUGGUGCUAACAAUUUGACUUUCACGGGUGCCAUCAAUGGAGAUGUCUAUGUGUGGAAGGACCACUUCCUCAUCCGGCUGGUGGCCAAGGCCCACACAGGCCCGGUGUUCACAAUGUACACCACCCUCCGGGACGGGCUGAUCGUGACUGGUGGAAAAGAGCGGCCAACCAAAGAAGGAGGUGCUGUGAAACUCUGGGACCAGGAGAUGAAGCGCUGCCGGGCCUUCCAGCUGGAGACAGGGCAACUGGUAGAGUGUGUACGCUCUGUGUGCCGGGGCAAAGGAAAAAUUUUAGUAGGAACCAAAGAUGGUGAAAUAAUUGAAGUUGGUGAAAAAAACGCUGCUUCCAAUAUCUUAAUUGAUGGACACAUGGAGGGGGAGAUCUGGGGCCUAGCCACACACCCCUCCAAGGACAUCUUCAUCUCUGCCAGCAAUGAUGGCACAGCACGGAUCUGGGACCUGGCAGACAAGAAACUACUAAACAAGGUGAACCUGGGGCAUGCGGCCAGGUGUGCAGCCUACAGCCCUGACGGGGAGAUGGUGGCCAUUGGCAUGAAGAACGGAGAGUUUGUCAUCUUGUUGGUGAACAGCCUGAAAGUUUGGGGGAAAAAGCGAGACCGGAAAUCUGCCAUCCAAGAUAUCAGAAUCAGCCCAGACAACAGAUUCUUAGCUGUCGGUUCUUCUGAGCACACGGUUGACUUCUAUGACCUCACUCAGGGCACAAGUCUGAACCGAAUUGGCUACUGCAAAGAUAUCCCAAGCUUUGUCAUUCAGAUGGACUUUUCUGCGGAUAGCAAAUACAUUCAGGUGUCAACAGGAGCCUAUAAGCGCCAGGUGCACGAGGUUCCCCUCGGGAAGCAGGUAACUGAAGCUAUGGUCAUUGAGAAGAUCACCUGGGCUUCCUGGACAAGCAUUCUAGGAGAUGAAGUCAUUGGAAUCUGGCCACGAAAUGCAGACAAAGCUGAUGUCAACUGUGCAUGUGUGACCCAUGCUGGCUUGAAUGUUGUCACAGGAGAUGAUUUUGGACUGGUGAAGCUCUUUGAUUUUCCAUGCACAGAGAAAUUUGCCAAGCAUAAACGAUACUUUGGUCACUCAGCUCAUGUGACAAAUAUCCGUUUCUCUUAUGAUGACAAGUAUGUGGUCAGCACUGGAGGAGACGACUGCAGUGUAUUUGUGUGGCGAUGUCUGUAAAUGCCAGAAUCUCUUGCAAUAUUCCGACUGCCUCCUUGCCAUCAGCUGCUGGGGAAUGCCUGUGAUGCUGUGGGAUGCACAAGCUACAAAUGCUGGCGUGGUGGUAGGACUGUCUGCAAUCUGGACUUCAAGACUGUGAUGCCAAGAAGGAAGGUAAAAUCCUCCAAUGUUAAGGCUGCUGCCUCUGUUCCUGAGACAAAACAAUACUUCAACUACACUAACAAUGAAAUCCUAUCUGAUGAUGUAGCCCACUGACAAAAUUUACAGCCUCAGUUACCCUAACCAGUAUGUAGCUUUUAAUUUGCAUCAAAACUUUUACAAGGGUGUUUUGCUAUUCUGUUUCUAUAUACUUCAAGAUUGUUCAUUUUUACAAAUAAGUUGAAUAAGACAGCUUGAGUUGGAAGCACUUAAGUACAGAAAUAUUGACAGCCUGUUCACCACAUUUAGCUUUCAAAACCAAAUGAGCCAUGUAUAAACAAGUUGAGAAACUUAAUUUUUACAAGUUUCAUUUGCAGUUUUAUAUCCAUUAAGUGCCUUUGAAAGUUCCCAGUUGUGUGGGCUGCUGUCUCACCUCCCAGAUCAUCUCCUUUCUACACAUGGUGCUAAAACUUCAACACUGAGGAGGGGCUACAGGACUAGCAGGCUAGGCUCACCGUCUGUCACUUAUGUCCUGUGUGUAUGUCUAGGAUUUCUUAGUAAGAGACAUCAGUUACCUGCUUGGGAAACAGUGGUUAUAAGGAAGGUGAGCAGCAAAGGAACUUAAAAGUCAGUGGGAGAUAGAAUGGAUUUUUAUUAUGUUAGUGCCAAAUCCACAAAAUCUGAAACAGAAUUCAAACAAAACUCCUGCCACUCCUACAAAAUGUAAAAGGGGGAAAACAUUCUUGAGUGUUUCUAAGUGAAUGAGCUGAUUUGUCUUGCUAAAUCUUAAAACGGUAGUGAGGUGACCAGAGGCUGCACUUGAGUUUACAUCCUUGGGUAGGGUUGGCUUGGCUCCGCUGAUUGUGUAUGACUUAUACAGUACAUCUGAAGAUUAAAAAAAAAAAAAAAUCUGUGGAAUAAAUUCCUAACUACAAGGAAUAUUUGAAUUUCCUCACAGAAUGUAACUUGAACAAUAUUAAGUGAAAGCCAGCCCCUAAAGCCCCUCAGUUCCGUUUACAGAGCCAACUACUGACUGUGCAAGAGGGCUAAGAGCACUCACUGAAAGAAGGCUAGUGAGGGACAGGAGCCUCUGCGCAUGCCACCUACUCCUUCCAGUCUGUGUAUUAAAUUCUGGGUCUUGAGUUCCUGGCUAUCUGCAGUUGCCAAUCUAGAGAAAGGGUGAAAUGAAGCAUUUUCAGUUAAAGAACAGAUUAUUACAAUGUACCACAAAAGUGCUUCAGCAUUGUUAAUGGACUAGAUUAUUCAUUAAGCUAUUUUUACAUGCCAAUUUAUUAAUGCCUUACAUUAAUCCACCAGUAGGUUGUUGGACCCAUAGUAGAGUCCCUAUGCAGCCCUAAUUCUGUUCUUUGUAACUGGUGAUGCUGAGUGAUAACCAUGUCUGCCUAUACUGUACUACUGACUUCAUUCUGACCAGAUCUCGCAUUUAAGUAAUUAUGUGAACAAUGAACCAAUCAAUGCUAUGUACAAGUGUAUUUACAGAGCAAUAGUGUCUAUGUGUCAAGACUUCUAAAGUCUUAUUUGUAAACAUUUAUAUGGUAUAAUUUUAUGUACAUUCAUAAAUCUUGCACUGUAUUCUGUUAAAAUAUUGGUGCAUGAAUUUAUUUUCAGUCAAAGCAUAAAAAAAUUUAAAACGUUUUGGUAUGGGUCAAAUAAAUUUGACUAUGAAAAUAUGUUCUUUGUUCUUUAGCUGUUCCAUGAAUUGAAAACCUUUAUAAAAGUGUGUGUUACACACGCUGUUUACCACAGUUUUCUACCCACUACCCGCCCCAUGCAUUCAUGAAACCAAACUACCACGCAAACACAUUUUGAGUCUAUAAGCUUUAUUGAUACUUUGCUUUUACAGUUCACAAUGCAUUCCACGGAUUUAAUUCAGUACAGCUUAAACCACAAUGGUAUAAGUCUUCAUUUUAUGAUUUCUUGCAUAACAGUAUUUGAUACCUGCAAACAUUUUGAAAGCAUUAAAUUCAGUCCAUUAGAUUCAGUUGUGACAAAAUUAACUAUACAGUAAAUCUCUGCAAUGAAGUUGGAGUUCCAUGUGUGUGGCAUUGUUUCGUUGAAAACAGAUGGUAGUGCUCCUAGAAAUGUUUUCUUUUCCUAGUUUAUGUGCUUUGAGACUAUACAUGUAUAACCAAUGACUCAAAUGUCAAGCACUGUGGGUCAGCUGGAAGGUAAAGAUCUAAAUUUUGUGAAACACUAUAUAUAGAUUAUAUCUAUAAUAUUUACUUAUAUUGGCAAUAUAACAGUAAAAUUCACAACACACCUAGAACAUACCAAAAGACAGUGUGGUAUGAUCUUGUCUAAA
Messenger RNA from Nannospalax galili (Upper Galilee mountains blind mole rat), 9046 nucleotides. It is a transcript of the gene Eml6, whose product is annotated as EMAP like 6. The transcript is spliced from 43 exons. The record is from RefSeq and is a predicted model, not a curated record. The coding region runs from base 700 to 6585 and encodes 1961 amino acids. Gene Ontology annotation, molecular function: microtubule binding. NCBI's taxonomy places the organism in Eukaryota, Metazoa, Chordata, Mammalia, Rodentia, Spalacidae.